Chenopodium quinoa (quinoa) is the source of this 1563-nucleotide messenger RNA. Its product is annotated as thermospermine synthase ACAULIS5-like. The record is from RefSeq and is a predicted model, not a curated record. NCBI's taxonomy places the organism in Eukaryota, Viridiplantae, Streptophyta, Magnoliopsida, Caryophyllales, Amaranthaceae. The transcript is spliced from 10 exons. Gene Ontology annotation, biological process: polyamine biosynthetic process. Bases 274 to 1296 code for a protein of 340 amino acids. Gene Ontology annotation, molecular function: thermospermine synthase activity.
GGAUUCUCAUUACAUUUUUUUUGAACAUAUGAGGAUUCUCAUUACAUUAAGCACACCCACUUCAUACUUCCUUCCCAUUUGCCUACCUCUUUAAUCAUUACUCUACUCUUUCGUCCUUUCCAUUUCUUCUUAUAUAUCCUUCCUCUUCCCCUACUUUGUCUUGCAACAAUAUAAUCUACCUAGCUUGUCUUAGCUCUCUCACUAAAAUCGUGUCAAAUUCGCUAACACUUUUUUUUCGUCGAGUUUAGAACCUCAUAUUAGUAAGGAAUCAAUAUGGGGAGUCUUUCAAUUAGCAAUGGAAAUGGAUUUAAUGAUAAUGGUAUUUGUGGUAAUGGAUUAAUUGGGAAAGGUCAAAGUGGAGGUGAUCAAGGUCAAAGAAGAAGUUGCUGGUAUGAAGAAGAGAUUGAGGAAAACUUGAGAUGGUCAUUUGCUUUGAAUAGAAUAAUACACACAGGAGCAACUCAGUAUCAAGACAUACAGCUUUUGGACACAAAACCAUUUGGGAAGGCUUUGGUUAUAGAUGGAAAGCUCCAAAGUGCAGAGAUUGAUGAAUUCAUCUAUCAUGAAUGUCUUGUCCACCCGCCGUUGCUUCAUCAUCCAAGUCCCCAAAGCAUCUUCAUUAUGGGAGGAGGUGAAGGUUCUACUGCAAGAGAAAUUCUUAGGCAUCAGACUGUUCAAAAGGUUGUCAUGUGUGACAUCGAUGAAGAAGUUGUUGAUUUUUGCAAGUCCUACUUAGUUGUGAACAAGGAAGCGUUUUGUGAUCCUAGACUCGAGCUAAUCAUUAACGAUGCUGGAGCUGAGCUACAGAGCCGCGUUGAGAAGUAUGAUGUGAUUAUAGGAGACCUCGCGGAUCCUCUUGAAGGCGGUCCAUGUUAUAAGCUCUAUACAAAAUCAUUCUACGAAAGCACUGUAAAGCCUAAACUUGGCCGCAAUGGUGUAUUUGUCACACAGGCUGGACCAGCUGGAAUUUUCAGCCAUACUGAAGUUUUCACUUGCAUUUACAACACACUGAAGCAAGUAUUCAAAUAUGUUGUUCCUUACUCGGCUCACAUUCCUUCGUAUGCUGAUACUUGGGGCUGGGUCAUGGCAUCAGAUUCCGAGCUUAUGUUGAAGGCAGAGGAGUUUGAUCUAAGAGUCAAGCAAAGGAUGAACGGUGAAAACAGAUUCUUGGAUGCUACAACUUUCUUAUCUGCUUCAACUUUGAGCAAAGCUGUUCGAAACUCGUUGGAUAACGAGUCUCAUGUAUACACUGAAGGGGAUGCAAGGUUCAUUUAUGGUCAUGGCAAACUCAACUAAUUAAAUAUGUGACUCUAGUUUAAUGAAAUACUCCAUCCGUCUGAAAUUAGUUGUCAAAUCACACUGCUUACGAGAUUACUAAUUUCGGAACAAGAGAGUAUAAACAAGUGGAAGAAAUCUUAACUUUGGACCAGUUUUAUUUGAGCUAGUUUGUGGUACUUUCUUUUUAAUUUGUUGCUUUUUUUUUACAUUUGUAGUUAAAAUGAAGGAAAAUAAUAUUGGUUUUGGUAUUAGUUAGAAACUCUUAAUAAUAUCCGCAUUUAGUGA